AUGUCCAAGACCAUGGGCGUCACAUCUGUUGAGAUGCCAUCUCCUCAGAUGACCACAUCGUCUUCACUACGACGACUGAGCAUGGGCAUUCAAGGUCUUAUCGCUCGGCUGUCAGAAUGGUUGUUCGAUUGGACCCCUUUCGUCCUGGUAUCCACCUACUACAUCGCUUCAACUGCAGUAUAUACAUCAGCCACCGAAGGAACCAUCAAGGUCUUCUACUUCGUCUACAUGGCUGUCAACUUCUACAUUGCCAUGUGUACGGUGAUCGAAGCGUUUCUCGGCAUCUCCCCUCUUCGCGAAGCUAGGCAGGCAGCCUAUGAAGUUGAUCAGGAUAGCUCCCAAUUUCCAACGCCCGACGACAAGCUUCCAAUCAUCGACAUUGUGAUCGUGGCAUAUCUACCCAACGAACAGGACAUCGUCAAGGAUCAAGUGUGUUAUGCUUUGGAUGAGCUGGCCUAUCCUCGCAACAAGCUGAGAAUCAACCUUGUCUACAACACGCCAAAACCAAUCGAACCUCUGCAAUCUGAAUUGACAGAAAUGGAGAAACAAUACCCACAACUCACCGUCACCAAUGUCCCGGGUUCCAAAUCUAAAGCCGAUAACCUCAACUACUUUUUCAAGUCCAACACUGGCGCUGAUAUCAUCGCCAUCUUCGACUGCGAUCACUUCCCACACCCCUACAACCCUCGUUGGGCCGCUGAACGCUUCAUGAAAGACUCUUCGGUAGACAUCGUUCAAGGCCGUUGUGUGGUAUACAACACCAACGAGACCUUCUUUACCAAGAUGAUCGCCAUCGAGUUUGACAAGAUCUAUGCAGUUUCUCACCCAGGACGCAGUCGACUAUUCAACUUUGGCUUGUUCUGUGGCAGCAAUGGAUACUGGAAGGCUGAUCUUCUCAAGGGACAUCAGAUGCAUGGACACAUGUUGUGCGAAGAUAUUGAUUCAGCAUUGCGUGCUUACGGUGAGGGCAAGAAAGCCGUUCACGAUAUGAAUGUCUUGUCGUACGAGAUGGCACCAACCAACUUUGCAGCGUUUUGGAAACAACGCAUGAGAUGGGCACAAGGCUGGACUCAGGCUUCGCUGCGCCAUAUGCCCUUGAUCUGGAACAAUCCUCCUGACAAGAAGAGGGCUGUGAGUGAGAGAUUUGGUGUGCUGUCUCUGCUGUUUGUCAGAGAGAUCAGUUAUUAUCUGGUCACUCAGCACACUUGCCUGCUUUUGUCUUUUAUCAUUACCGGCUGGCCGAAGAACCCGGCAGACCUUGUCAAGUUGAUCUUCUUCCGAUACCCGAUGGCCGAAUGGUUCUUGUUUGCAACUGUCGUUUGUCUCAUCUUCACACUUGCGAUCACGCAAAUGGCUCGAUCAGAAUUCACGACUUUCUGGAUGAUGAUUCUGUUUUCAAUUGUUUAUACACCUUACCUUAUCUUGAUGGCUACUAUGGGACUGUAUGGCCAUGCACGACAGAUUAUUGGGUAUAGCAAAUGGAACGCUACGUCUCGCAAAUGA
Messenger RNA from Aureobasidium namibiae CBS 147.97, 1503 nucleotides. RefSeq lists its product as uncharacterized. The transcript is spliced from 4 exons. Lineage: Eukaryota; Fungi; Ascomycota; Dothideomycetes; Dothideales; Saccotheciaceae. The coding region runs from base 1 to 1503 and encodes 500 amino acids. The record is from RefSeq and is a predicted model, not a curated record.